Messenger RNA from Nilaparvata lugens (brown planthopper), 2031 nucleotides. Its product is annotated as leucine-rich repeat serine/threonine-protein kinase 1-like. Gene Ontology annotation, molecular function: protein binding. The record is from RefSeq and is a predicted model, not a curated record. Lineage: Eukaryota; Metazoa; Arthropoda; Insecta; Hemiptera; Delphacidae. Bases 1 to 2031 code for a protein of 676 amino acids. The transcript has 9 exons.
AUGGUGCGCUGGACCCCACAGCAUCGUGCGUACGCUGUCAAAGCCUUGCAUCAAAACGGUAGUUCAUACCAGUUAGCACGUCGUGCAUUCCGCAACCAUUUCAACAUUAAUCGGAAUCAGCCGGUGCCAUCUGCCUGUGCGAUUAAAGAUUGGGUUAAGAACUUUGAAGAGACUGCGUCAACGACAAGGAAGAAAACAGGAAGACCGAAAACUGUGCGCACACCUGAAAACGUUGAACGUGUAAGAGUCGCCAUUGACAGAAGCCCUCGUCGCUCAGCUCGCCGACACAGCGUUACACUUGGCAUUUCAAACCGAACGGUAAGACGAAUUUUACACCAAGAUUUGCACUUCCACCCGUACAAAAUCCAAAUGGUUCAGGCCCUAAAGGAAACGGAUUUUGUAAGCAGAAGCCGGUUCAGCUUAGAAUUUUUGGAUUUGAUUAAUGAAGACGAGGACAUUGUAAACCGUUUGUGGAUGAGUGAUGAAGCGCACUUCCAUCUCUCAGGUUAUGUUAACAAGCAAAACUUUCGAUUUUGGAGUGAUGUUAACCCUAGAGAACUGCAUCAGCAGCCAUUGCAUUCAAAAAAGUUACUGUCUCACCACAACGUGUGGAGUAGAAGCGUGGAGGUGACAGAGCAGAUCCUUCACCCUGAGCACGAUGCCAGCGAGGACUGUUCACAGUUGUCCUCCCUCAACUUGGCUCACAACCAGUUCACAUCCGUUCCGGUUGUACUGUCCUGUCUGGCUGUCAACCUAACCAGGCUCAAUCUUUCUUACAACAGUUUACGUUCGAUGAGCCACAUCACAUCAUACCCAAGUUCCUUGAAGCAAUUAGAUCUAAGUCAUAAUCAGGUGUGCUGUUGGCCGAGCUUACCGCAAAUUGAAACCACUGACACGAUGGAGCAAGCUGCUGUCACCUGCUAUGCUCCUGAACUAAACGCCAAACCAAUCAAACUGUCAGCAUCAGCUAGAAGACCAGGACGAUCAUUAAGGACAACGAUACUGAAUAGUUUAUGUGUACAUCGAAGGCACUUUCGCCUGGAGAAUCUGCGGACCCUCGUUUUAGCUGACAAUAAAAUCACCAGGAUACAACUCAGCACUGAUGAUGACGGAUAUUCAUCACAGGAGAGUGAAGACACCGACAAUGAAUGGAUAGCGUUUCAAAACUGGUUCUCUUUGAAUUUCUUUUCAUCUUCUAAUAAAUACAGGGUGGCCCACAAGUCAGUAGACGCUUGCAAUUUUCAAGAAAUCAGUGAGCUUCCUCCCCACAUGGGCCUGCUGUCACGACUGUGGAACCUGAACACACGCGGCUGUAAUCUGCAGGAACCCCUCAAGUCGAUGAUCGAGUCGAAGAAGUACAAGACAAUGGACAUCAUUGGAUACUUGAAGUCGGUGCUGGAGGAUGCCAGGCCCUAUGCGAGGAUCAAGUUGAUGAUAGUUGGCGUACAGGGAAUCGGCAAGACCUCGCUGUUGGAACAGUUGAGGCAGGAGGGGAGUGGCAGUUACCGCAAGAAACCAGUUGAGCACUGGGCUAAGAGAAUGGGAAAUAAGAACAUCAAUGUGAAGACCUCGCGAGGCACUAAUAUGUCCACCGUUGGAGUGGAUAUUGGCGACUGGGUCUAUGAGAAGAAAAUUCGAGGCCAGUCCUCUCAUGGUCCAUGUGUUUUCAGAACGUGGGACUUUGGAGGGCAAAGAGAGUACUAUGCUACCCAUCAGUACUUUUUAUCUAAGCGAAGUCUCUACCUGGUGGUUUGGAGGAUCCCAGACGGACAAAAGGGCAUUUCAGAAAUAAUGCAAUGGCUAGUCAAUAUUCAGGAAGCUGAAAUGGAAUGUACACAUCACUCAGACUUGUACGAAACUUUCAAGACUACUUCAUCUGCUCAGAAAGCUGAGAUAUGUGGUGACGAUUAUUUGCUGACAGCCUAUCACUCACUGUUCCACAGCCAAAUAACCUACGGGAUUUUGAUUUGGGGGCAUGCUUUGACUGCAUCGGACGUGCUACUGCUUCAGGAAAAGGCAAUCAGAACAUAA